UGCGCAUUUACACUCAGACUCAUACGCUGGACAUCCUCUGCAUCACCAUGCAUUUCCCCAAGGCAGUUCUGCUCACCUCGCUGCUGGUAACAUUUACAUAUGGGAGCUCAGCGACAACACACGAACCGAAGGUGGACACGUUUACAAAGAUGCUCCGACUAGGAACGACGUACCUGAAGCUGGAUCCCAUGGCGCUACCCGACCAAGUUUUCGACUUCAUGUUUUUUGGCCGAAUUUUACUACUCAAGGGAUCAGUGGCAGGCCUAGGAUCAGUCUCAAGGACAGGUGCAAACAUUAUACGAGCGGAAAACGGCACCUUUAGCGCAUCCGUGGACGUCGGCACUGAGCAACUUUAUGUCAACUACACUGCCAUGAUAACUGCAGCCACAUUUAAUCAUUUGGUUGCGUACAUGUCGGCCUCCGUUAAAGCGACCAGGAUGACUCUCACUCUCAAUCAAUCUCCAGCCGGUGAACUUCAACUCGCUGGCUUUAAGCUAUUGAAAUUUGAUGGACUGGAUGUUACACUUGAAGCAGUAAAGCAUGGAGACUUCCUGAUUAACGCCAUUAUAAACGCCGCAACGACAAUGUUCAAGAGUGUUCUGAAGGCUAAAACUGAAGAAAUGAUUGCCCAGCACAUUCGAUCUUCCCUUAAAGACAUCAACAAUCUCAUGUCUGAACUUGCUUUGAAUGAAAAGAAAGCUCUUAUAGCGUGAUUACUGUUGCCUGUGGUGAUAUUCGGACGCAAUAAAUGAUCAGAUUAUUCGAAAGUUUA
Molecule: messenger RNA, 772 nt
Organism: Rhipicephalus microplus (southern cattle tick)
Lineage: Eukaryota; Metazoa; Arthropoda; Arachnida; Ixodida; Ixodidae
Source: RefSeq, a predicted model, not a curated record